ACCUUUUUAAUCUUUUGGCCUAAUCAUUCAUUCCCAUAUUUUUCUUUAAACUAGAAAGUCCAGAAACCAAACAUAAUAUCAUUUCUACUUCAUCAUUAAAAUCUCCCUUUCUAUUCCCAUUUCCCCUCCGUUUCUUUGAAGGCCUUCUUGCAGCAAUGGUUUUGGUUGAUAACCAUGCUGGUAAAGAUGGUGCAGAAAAUGAAAAUCUGGUUGAUUUUAGAGGAAAUCCGGUUGAUAAGUCUCGAACCGGGGGAUGGCUAGCUGCAGGACUCAUCCUAGGAACCGAGCUAUCAGAAAGGGUAUGUGUCAUAGGGAUAGCAAUGAACUUAGUCACAUACUUGGUCGGAGAUUUACAUCUUCCAUCCUCCAAAUCUGCCAACAUUGUCACCAACUUCAUGGGCACACUUAAUCUUCUUGGUCUUCUAGGUGGUUUCCUGGCAGAUGCUAAACUUGGCCGUUAUUUGACUGUUGCAAUCUUUGCUUCAAUUGCUGCUUUGGGAGUAACACUGUUGACAAUGGCAACAACCAUUCGAAGCAUGAUCCCCCCUGCAUGUAACCCAAGAAAACGUGAUCAAUGCAUUGAAGCCAGCGGCCAUCAACUUGCUCUUCUCUAUACGGCACUAUACACCCUAGCUCUUGGUGGCGGUGGAAUCAAGUCAAAUGUUUCCGGGUUUGGGUCAGACCAAUUUGACCCAUCAGAUCCUAAGGAAAACAAGGCCAUGAUAUACUUCUUCAACAGGUUUUAUUUCUGCAUAACCCUUGGUUCUUUGUUUGCAGUGACUGUGUUGGUGUAUUUACAAGACGAUGUAGGAAGAGGAUGGGGAUAUGGAAUAUCAGCAGGCACGAUGGUCCUGGGAGUGGCUGUAUUGAUUGGUGGAAGAACAUUGUAUAGAUUCAAGAAGCCUCAAGGAAGUCCUUUGACUAUCAUAUGGAGGGUUCUGUUCUUGGCUUGGAGGAAGAGAAAGCUUUCCUAUCCUUCUGAUGCUGGCUUUUUGAACGAAUAUCACAACGCAAAAGUCCCACAUACACAUAUGCUGAGGUGUCUUGACAAGGCAGCCAUUCUUGAUGACUAUGCAGCUGAAAAUGAAAACAGGAAGAACCCUUGGAUAGUUUCAACAGUUACAGAAGUUGAAGAAGUGAAAAUGGUGCUUAAACUGAUUCCCAUAUGGUCCACGUCCAUACUUUUUUGGACAGUAUACUCUCAAAUGAAUACCUUCACCAUUGAACAAGCUACCGUCAUGAAUCGGAAUGUCGGCAACUUUGCCAUCCCUGCAGGGUCCUUUUCGGUCGUUCUCUUUAUUAGCAUACUUCUCUUCACUUCCAUGAAUGAAAGGGUCACUGUACGUAUUGCCAGAAAAAUCACUCACAAAAGCCAAGGAAUCACAAGCCUUCAGAGAGUUGGAAUUGGACUAUUACUCGCUACAGCUGGUAUGGUAGCUUCAGCUCUGGUGGAAAGACGAAGGAGGUUACAUGCCAUCCACGACCACUUCAAAAUAAGAGCUUUUUGGUUAGUCCCUCAAUUCUUCAUUGUAGGUGCUGGGGAAGCUUUUGCCUAUGUAGGUCAGCUAGAAUUUUUCAUCAGGGAGGCACCAGAAAGGAUGAAAUCUAUGAGCACAGGCCUAUUUCUCAGCUCAGUCUCAAUGGGAUAUUUCUUGAGUAGCUUGCUAGUGUCCCUUGUACAGGCAGCAACAAAAGGAAGAUGGCUUAAAAGCAAUUUGAACAAAGGAAAGCUGGAUCUCUUCUACUGGAUGCUAGCAGUUCUUGGAGUAAUUAAUUUCUUGAUUUUCAUUUUUUUCUCAAUGAAACACAAAUACAAGGACCAGAACGUUAGCAGUCUUGGGGAUUCGGCAAAAGAGCUCGGAAGCUGGAAGGAUUUGACCCUCGACAACAAGGAAAAGAAACUCGGAGCACAGGAGAAGGAGGAAGCUUAAAUACUUUGUUAAGAUAAUCUGCGUUUUUAAGUUUUUAUAAUCAAAUAGAGCUAAGUACUUCAUUAAGAUGGCGUACCAUAGCAUGUAAGCUUUCAACGAAUCAUUUCUUUCCGGAGUUUGUAUUAUAGGACAAUAUUCAAUUCUUAAAGGCAUCAAUACUAAUUUGCCACUA
Messenger RNA from Lycium ferocissimum, 2103 nucleotides. RefSeq names its product protein NRT1/ PTR FAMILY 6.4-like. Gene Ontology annotation, molecular function: nitrate transmembrane transporter activity. Lineage: Eukaryota; Viridiplantae; Streptophyta; Magnoliopsida; Solanales; Solanaceae. The transcript is spliced from 5 exons. Gene Ontology annotation, cellular component: membrane. The coding region runs from base 156 to 1931 and encodes 591 amino acids. Gene Ontology annotation, biological process: transmembrane transport; response to nitrate. The record is from RefSeq and is a predicted model, not a curated record.